AUUUACCGUCGUCAUAUAAUUAUUACUUGUAAUAAAAGGAUAAUUGCCUGAACUUGGUGUUUGUUUGGGAAUACACACCAACGAUAGACCAAUGUGCUGAGAAAAACAAGUGCUUGGCUCUUGGUAUUUUCGUUGUUUAUUUUCUAAUCAGGAAAUGGUCAUGAUGGGUCAUUUGUAUAUAUUACCGGUACUACUGUCUGUGAUAUCAGGAUCAUUGUCAGCUGUCCUGUUUGAUCCUAAUAUAUAUAAUCCAUUUGUUAAAAAUCAACAAACAACGCGAGCUCCAAUCGUCAUUAAUCCGAUGUUCUAUCAUAUAAUGCCACCUGGAAUCUCUUUCUCGACAUCUGGCCAAACAACUACAACAGGAACGACAACAGCACCUACAACAACAACGCCUUCACCUACUACACUACCCCCUAAUUUUUGUAGAAUAUCGGCAGAUUGUCCAUUGUCAUCUUGCUGUCGGGAUCUUAACCAAAAAGUUAUUGUGAUGUCAGAAGUGUUUGAUGCAACCGGUCCGUACAGAUCUAGACCUCCAACAAAUGGAACAUGUUCGAACUCCAGAGCGCAGCUUGGAGAACAAUGUAAUGAUUUUUGUGCCUGUGAAAUUGGUAUGACAUGCUUCAGAGAUGUAAAUAAACCUUGCUGUGAGCCAGCAGUCUGUCAGUACCAAGCAGCAUUAGAGAAAAGUAUGCAAGUUUGGAUGAGAUGCUUUGAGGAUGACAGAUGUGAGGUAUUCGAAGACGACUCUUCUUCAGAAGAAGAUGACGACAGCGACGAAUCUUUGAAAAAUUCAACCUCACAAGCAGUGAAAAAAUUCAAAGUACCAACUCAUUUAGUUCCCACGGUGAGAUCAAUGAUUGCAAAACAAAACGACGAUGAAGAUGAUUCCGACGAAAGUGACGAAAUGGAACUAGCAAAAUUAUUGAACAACAGCUUAAUUCAAAAUUUGACUAGAACUUUUCUCGCCGACGAUGAUUCCGAUUCUGAUGAUAAUGAUAGCGAAAGCUCGGAAGAAGAAGCGCUUGCUGUCCUUCUACAAGGAAUCAUAAAUCAUUUACUAAACAGUUCAAACACAACACCAAGUCCCAUCAGUACAACAGUCUCGCCUACCUCUACGACUGAAUCAUUAUUAGGUUUGUUUUAUAACCCACAAACACACACUAAUACAUUAUUGGACACUAAAUUACAUUCCACUAAUCACAUUGUGGAUGUAAAACAGUUAAUAUCCAACCAUGCUAAAAAAUCAAAUACGCACACGAUACUUAAUUCGUUGAAGAGAGGACAAUCGUCUCCAGUUUUACAAUCACACCAGUCAUCUCUCAUGUCUGCGAUGAGUCAAUUGCAAGGGAUUAACUCUGAAACCAUGCAAACAUUGAAUUCGUUGCAGGCUAACAAUAUUCUAUUAGGUGCUAGUCAAGGCCAAUUUCAUGGUUUUAGAGAAACCACAACUUUAGAUCCACUAACGGCAUUGAUUGCAGAAUCUAUUGCAUCCCAGCUGAUGAUUCCGAUGCCAGCACCAUCGCCACAGCUAACAAAAAGUCCUCCGGUCGGGCAGAUGAAUAUUAAACAUCAAAUGCCCGGCGGUGGUAUGUUUAAUUUGAAUAUCAACUCAAAUAAUAUGGCCACUACUACCCCAGUAAUGCCCGAUCUGGGUUUUAUAGCAGGGAAUAUUGAUCCAAAUAAUAAACUUGCUCCUCAAUUAAAACGUUUGCAAUUACUUCUUGGUAAAAAGAAAGCAAGUGCGGCUCAGUCAGUACAAUAUACUUUCCCACAAGCAAGCACACCGAUACCACAAAUGCAGCCAAUGACUCAUUUUAUCAAUUCUCCAGCAAUGAAUCCAAUGAAUCAUGUUAUCAAUUCUGCGGCAAUGAAUCCAAUGACUCAUAAUAUCAAUUCUGCGGCAAUGAAUCCAAUGACUCAUAAUAUCAAUUCUGCGGCAAUGAAUCCAAUGACUCAUAAUAUCAAUUCUGCGGCAAUGAAUCCAAUGACUCAUGUUAUCAACUCUGCAGCAAUUAAUCCAAUGACUCAUGUUAUCAACUCUGCAGCAAUUAAUCCAAUGACUCAUGUUAUCAAUUCUGCAGCAGUGAAUCCAAUGACCAAUGUCAUCAAUUCUGCGGCAAUGCAGCCUAUGACUAAUGUUGUCAAUACAGCGGCAGUGAAUCCAAUGAUAAACAAUCAAAUGAAUAAUCAUCAACAGCUAAUGAAUAUGCUCAUGUUUGGAUCUCAAACUGCUGAAACAUCACAAAGUUUGCAAACAAAUACACACAUGAAGCAGUUAUUACAGUUGAUAGGCCAUUCAACACCACCACCACCACCACAAACAGCAACUACUACAACAGCAAACCCUUCAAAUCAGAUGAGAAAUACAAUAAGUAAUUAUAAUACAGCUAAAGCGUUGCAUGCAAUGAAACUAUUGAAAUUUUUAAAAAAGAAAAAGGCCAACAGAAGGUUGAAAAAGGCAAGAAAAUCAAAAUCAUCGAAUAAAUUUCUCCAUUUUAAUAAGAUAGCCGUCAACAGUCUAGGGACAAAAGAUUCGUCAACAAGGAGUGCGUUUAAGCAUUUACAGGCACUAAGAUUAGCCUUUCUAAAUGGAAAUACAUCAAUCUCUAAUAUAAAAACCAAAAAGGUAAAUGCAACAGAAGACAGCGAUGAAUCGGAUGAAAGCGAAGAGUCAGACGAAAUGACUAAAAACGCAACUUUAAAGUUCUUGUAUGCAAUACAAAAUCAAACAAUAAAAGCUUUCAAAGUCAGAGUAAAUGAAAGUGAAGAAGACGACGAUAGCGAUGAUUCUGAUGAAGAAAUAGAUGCGUGGCUUGCUGCAAUACUGAUCGAACUUGGCAAAAAGCCAAACAUUACACAACCAAUAAGUACUACUACUCCUUCUCCAACUACCACUACUACCACCGCUCCUACUACCACUACUACCACCGCUCCUACUACCACUACUACUACCGUUAGUCCUACAACAGUAACUAGUACUACCCCUGGCACCACUGCUACUACAGGUACAACGACUUCAAUUCCGUCAACUACCAAGAUGAAUAUAUUUCUUCAGCACCUUCUCAAAAGACAAUCAACCCAAAAAACAAUUGGUCAUCAGUUAUAUCGACAAAAUGCACUUCAGACAUCUCAAAACAUAAAAACUAAAAUCCUGGAUUUAAAGAGCUUGGCGUGGAACGAUGUUGUUAAUUACUUCAAGACCAAAAAGACAGGGAUUUAAGGUUGAAUACUACUAAAGUGAUAAGGAGAAUACAUCUUAUUAGCCUCUUCCUUAACAAAUAAAAUUACACUCUAAAGCUUUAAAGCACAGUGACAAUAGUGAAUAUGUUUUGCACGAAAUAACAUUCAAAUCUUACAACAGUCAUACAUUUUCAUAUUUUUUCAGUCUAAAAGCGUUGCACUGUCUCUGAAAUGAGGCUUUCAUCACUACUUGAAAUUACAUAUUGUACACGAAUAUUAAUUAGUGUGAUACAUUCUGUGAAAGUGUGAGAACGGCAGAAGUGUGUAAACUUUAAUACAAAUGAUAAACGAACCAACGUUAAAUUCCUUCACUGUUCAAUAAACAGUUUUGAAUAAGUAAUUGCAAAUUAUCCAACACAUGUCAGUGGUUUUUUUUACAUUAUUUCUAAUAAGUACCAUACGAUUUAGAUAUCCAUAUAAUAGAAGAUUUGGAAAUGUGUAAACAUGGUACAUUUAGCUUUAGUUAUUUUAGGUUAUUUAGAACACUAAUUUCUAUUGUUAUUGAACUUCAUUGAAAUAUCCAUUAUGAUAUUUUAGCAUUGUUGUCCAUUCGUUUAGCAGCAGAAAUGUAUUUUAUUUAUAGAAAAUAUUGCUUUGAAACAAUUGUAAUUGUAGAAAAUGUAUACUAGAUCAGAUGAUGGUUUAGGUCAUCCUACUAUGGUGAAUGUUUUAUUGUAGAAAUAAAAAGAAAAAUGCGUAUGUAACAUUUUAUUACUAAUAUUAAUAUCUUUUUAAAUAAAUGUAUAAUAUUUUCAA
Mytilus trossulus (common blue mussel) is the source of this 3999-nucleotide messenger RNA. RefSeq lists its product as uncharacterized. The record is from RefSeq and is a predicted model, not a curated record. Lineage: Eukaryota; Metazoa; Mollusca; Bivalvia; Mytilida; Mytilidae. The transcript is spliced from 5 exons. The coding region runs from base 155 to 3223 and encodes 1022 amino acids.